Molecule: messenger RNA, 1818 nt
Organism: Sus scrofa (pig)
Lineage: Eukaryota; Metazoa; Chordata; Mammalia; Artiodactyla; Suidae
Gene: CCNA1
Product: cyclin A1
Source: RefSeq, a predicted model, not a curated record
CCUCGGUCCCCUUCCGCCUCGCCCCGCCCCGCCCCCGCCCCCUUAGGCUGCCCCUCAUUCCCAAUCCUGGUGUGCACUUGCCAAUUGUUCGAGACAUAUAUAAAGACAUAAAGCUGAGACGAGCGAGGCCCGCUGUGGGCUUCAAGCAGGUUUUGGGGUCUUAUGUCUUGCGGGAGGAGGGCCGCGGAAGAGCACGCUUCUUGUCACUUGGGAAGGGGAUAUAUUUUCCCACAGUGAUGUAUCCUGGGUCGACUGCAGGCAGAGGGAUGGUGGGGUGAUGGAUAAGUCUCAUAGCCGGAAAAGACAUAGACCUCAGUAGCCUGUGGAGACUGAGGCUAUGCAUCUCAGUAGCUCCAAGAGCGGGAGAGUGCUGGCUCCAGUGUCCGGAGGUCCUGAUGCCUGUCAGAUGAUGUCCAGAGCCCAGCUCAGCCAGGAUCCACCACAAAGAACAGUACUAGGGGUGCUAACCGAGAAUGGGCAAUACAGGAGGACCUGUGGCCAGGAGAUCACAGCACUCAGGUGUUUCUCUGGAUCCGAAAAUGUCCUCCCUCCAGCCGGAAAGAAGGUGCUCUCUGACAGCGGGGUUCAGGCACCAGCCAAGCAAGGAUUUGACAUCUACAUGGAUGAGCCCGAGCAGGGGGACAGAGACAGCUGCGCAGGGAGAGAGGGGAUGGCAUUUGAGGAUGCCUAUGAAGUAGACACCAGCACAUUCAAGUCAGACCUUCACUUCCUGUUGGACUUUAACACAGUUUCCCCUAUGCUGGUAGAUUCAUCUCUCUACUCCCAGUCUGAAGAUGCAUCAGAUUUUGGUACAGAUGUGAUAAAUGUGACUGAAUAUGCUGAAGAAAUUCAUCAGUACCUUAGAGAAGCUGAAAUGAGAUACCGGCCUAAAGCGCACUACAUGAGGAAACAACCAGAUAUCACAGAAGGCAUGCGAACGAUUCUGGUGGACUGGCUGGUUGAGGUUGGAGAAGAAUAUAAGCUUCGGGCAGAGACCCUCUACCUGGCCGUCAACUUCCUGGACAGGUUUCUCUCGUGCAUGUCUGUUCUGAGAGGGAAGCUGCAGCUUGUAGGAACAGCAGCUAUUCUCCUGGCUUCGAAAUAUGAGGAAAUAUAUCCACCUGAAGUAGACGAGUUUGUCUACAUAACUGAUGACACUUACACAAAACGACAGCUGCUGAGAAUGGAACACCUGCUCCUGAAGGUCCUGGCUUUCAAUCUGACGGCACCAACCACUAACCAGUUUCUCCUUCAGUACCUAAGAAGACAGGGUGUGUGUGUCAGGACUGAGAACCUGGCCAAGUACGUAGCAGAAUUGAGUCUCCUUGAAGCUGACCCGUUCUUGAAAUAUCUUCCUUCACUGAUAGCUGCAGCUGCUUAUUGUCUGGCAAAUUAUACUGUGAACAGGCACUUCUGGCCAGAAGCCCUUGCUACGUUCACAGGCUAUUCACUGAGUGAAAUUGUGCCUUGCCUGAGUGAGCUGCAUAAAGCCUGCCUUGGUAUACCCCACCGACCUCAACAAGCAAUUAGGGAGAAGUAUAAGGCUUCAAAGUACAUGCAUGUGUCUCUCAUGGAACCACCCGCAGUCCUUCCUCUACAAUAAGUUUCGGAACUGAAGCACUUUCAGAACUUAACCACCAGAUCCACAGAAUUGGUUUCAUGUUUUCUAGCACUCUGCAGCUCGGGUCAACUAGUGUUGCUUUGUUAUAGAUGGCAUUCAUUUUUUAGAUGUACAUGUAUUUAGGUUCUUUUAGAUAUUAGUAGCUUAUAAUAUGUCUCACAUUUUCUAAAGAAUAAACAGCUUGCCUUCUGACCACA